AUGGACGGCCCACCCCCUCCUCCCCCUCACGGCGAGAAACCGAACACCACCCACGGCCACGAAUACCGGAAAGCGUCGGACCUGCCCGAAGGGAACUACGAUAUCUUCAUCAUUCCGCCGCAUUCGUCCGGGUCGGGCUUCCUCUAUCUCCCGUCGCUGCAAUGUCAGCGGAAUAGCUUCGUCGCGGGCUCGGUAUGCACCUUGUUCGUUGUCCUGGUGUGGUCUUUUAUAUCGCCCAUUCUCAAGACGUGGUACAUAGCUGCUGCCGCGAGUAGCGGUGGCGGCGGCGGAGGGAUGGGUAUUGGUCUCGUAGGGGUCGGGGUUGGCAUUGCGGGAUGGGGGUUCGGUGUGUAUCAAGCUGGAUUUGGGAGCUCAGGGUUUGGAAGAAAGGGAGCUGGGGAUGGUGCUGGCCCGGGAAGUGCCAGAGCCAGUACUGGCCAGGCCGGUGCCGGAGGAGACUAUGCGAGAGGGUCGGGUAAUGCUGGUGGAGAGCGAGGGAACUAUGGCGGAAAUUAUGGACCUCCGCCAGGGAGCCAGUACUCUGGAAAUCAGUAUGGUGCCGGCCCUCCGCCUCAGACACCUCCCCCUAACGCUGGCCCAGGACCCAAUAAACCCGACUCGGCCAAGGCCGAAGAGAAGGCCCGAGCGGAAGAAAAGGCCCGCGAAGAGAAAGCUCGCGAGGAGCGAGCUCGGGAAGAGAGGGCUCGGGAAGAGAGGGCUCGGGAAGAGAAGGCUCGGGAAGAGAAGGCUCGUGAGGAGAGGGCCCGAGAGGAAAGGGCCCGAGAGAAAAAGGCUCGGGAGGAAAAAGCCCGGGAGGACAGAGCUCGCGAGGAGAGAGCUCGCGAGGAAAAGGCCCGGGAGGAGAAGGCCCGGGCAGAAAGAGAACGAGAAGAAAAGGCACGCGAAGAGGCGAGACGGAAAGAGGAGCUUCGACGGAAAAUGGAAGAGUUCAAGCGGAAGAGAGAAGCCGAGCGGCAAGAAAAACAACGACAGCAGGAGCGUGAGGCGAUGGAGAAGGAAAUGCGUGAACGGAGAGAGCAGUUCGAGAAAGAGAUGGCCGCUGCCAGAGAAGCAGCAGCCAAGGAGGCACGAGAGCGCGCCGAGAAGGAAGCAGCUGAAGCUCGGGCAAAGGCCGAACGCGAUGCCGCGGAAGCCCGAGCGAAGGCUGAAAGGGAGGCCGCUGAAGCAAAAGCUAAGGAGGAGAAAGAAGCCGCAGAGAAGGAAGCGGCCGCAAAAGCGGCUGCAAAGAAGGAGGCUGAUGCCAAGUUUGCAGCACUCAAGGAGGCGGCAGCAAAAAAGUAUGCCGAGAAGAAGGCCAAAGAUGCCCAAGAGGCAGCGGCCAAGGAAGCAGCAGCAGCGAAAGAAACCGCUGCGAAGGCUGCCAAGGAGAAAUCAGGGAGCGCAUCAGUCCCUCCCCGAAGUCCAUCACCGAAGAAGCCCCCGUCCGGAGCACGAACCACGAUGUCCGCCGACCAAGACGAUGCAUACUCCUUUCGACCUUACGACAGACCUCGGCGGCCAUAUGGGGGUACGUCAAGCUCGUCAGCAUACUCUGAAUCAUCCUAUGCUCCUUCACAAUCCACAGCUCGAACAUCACCUCCACCGUCAAAUCGAGGACGGUAUGAAACUAAAGACCCGGAUAAGAUUGUUAUCAAGGGCGUCUUUCAGUUCAAUAAUGCAUUUAUUAAAAAUCCAGCGGCUCAGCUGGUCUCUGGGCAGGGAAUGGUGACGGACGGACUGGUUCUGCGUAUCACUACCGAAGGACUGUUCAUUGACGACGAUAUCCGGGGAGUCGGUCAGCGAGAAUGGGACGUCAAGGCGUGGACGAUGAAGUUGGUCGAGGUGUGGUGCCCACAGUAUGCCUCCCAGAAGCAUAACCCUCCCAAGCAGAGUUCGUUCUUUGGUCGACGGGACGAAGGACCUUCAUCAGCGGAGUCCGAUGCAUACCUAGUCAAUCUACUGAAGGUGUGCAAAAAUACAUGUCGCCUUGCGUCGCCAGGGCCCCAGUCUGAGAUACAGGGACUCCAUGUAUUACGAGCCAGCAUUCGUGACCAGGAGGGUCGAAAGUACCUUUUCGUCCUGGAAGAGACCGAAGGUUGGAAGGUGGGUAUCGGGCUUCAGCGACUUCGAAAGGGGGCGCUAGUACGAUCUCUGGGGGUGACGAAUAUGUCGGUCAAUGAGGGCCGCUCGAUACUCGGGAACCUUGGAUACAUCUGA
Messenger RNA from Aspergillus bombycis, 2217 nucleotides. RefSeq lists its product as uncharacterized. Lineage: Eukaryota; Fungi; Ascomycota; Eurotiomycetes; Eurotiales; Aspergillaceae. Gene Ontology annotation, biological process: chromatin remodeling. Gene Ontology annotation, molecular function: ATP-dependent H2AZ histone chaperone activity. Gene Ontology annotation, cellular component: Swr1 complex. The record is from RefSeq and is a predicted model, not a curated record. The transcript has a single exon. The coding region runs from base 1 to 2217 and encodes 738 amino acids.